Caenorhabditis elegans is the source of this 1028-nucleotide messenger RNA. The record is from the annotation of a RefSeq genome assembly. Lineage: Eukaryota; Metazoa; Nematoda; Chromadorea; Rhabditida; Rhabditidae.
AUGGAAACGUUAAAAUUUCUAUUCACAUAUCUUCGGGUGACAUUUCUAGACAAACCAUUCAAUUUGCUCAAUUUACCGUUUGUUGCACUGAAAAACGUCAUUUAUCAAAUGGAUAUUUACUCAGUAAUAAAACUAUCGAAGACGUCGAUGAAAAUACGUACAGACAUCAAAAAAGUUCGAAGAAAAAUGUAUAAAUUAAUAGUCAGUAAUCAUUUGGAAUAUCACCCAGGAGCAGAAGCAAAAAGUGACGUCCUACUUGUUUAUAAAUCAAUGGAAGAAAGAAGCAGAAUUUAUAAUUAUAGUUUAUCUAGAUUCAGUCUCGACUUCUGGAUUGAAUGGUUUUGCAAGAGUUCGGCGGACAAGAAAAUAUUUCCAAUAAUUAAAUACACAAAAUUACCAAAACUUUGGAAGUUUUUAAAUAUAUUCAACGAACUCUUUUUGAUCGACCAUGUUGACGUAAUGAUCGACGGAGAUAAACUUUUUGGAGAUUAUCGAUUCUUACUAAGUCACCCAUUGAUGAAAAAAUGCCAUUACAUUGAAAUUGUUGGAAAGACAUUUUGUGUUUCGACAGAAGACAUUCAAUUUGUACUAAACAAGAUUAAUGUCAGCUAUGGAUUAGUUUUUUAUAGUCAGUUUGGUUUCAAUCACAGUCUUAUAUCCCGAAUUCCUCGCCUGGAUAUAUUCUACGCAGAAAAAAUCACAUUGGAGGAGUUAAUGAAAAUGGAUUGUAAAGUAAUCAAGUUGAGCAAUCAUCAAUUCCAACCUACACUUAUCAAUAAAUUUAUUCGUUGUUGGUUGAUGGGGGCAAUGCCGAAACUAAAAAGACUUCGUUGGAAUUCGCAUUGUCGUCUUUUUCAGCCUACGGACAUGUUGCAUGCGAUGGAAUCGAUAUAGUUGAUUGUGCAAAUGGAGUUGAUAUUGAACGAAAAGAUGGACUACUUGCAACUGUGGUCAAAACAUUUGAUUCUGUAGAUUUUCUUAUUUGGUACGAUAGAUUUCCAGCGGAUUUAUGGCAGAGUAUACGCUGA